AUGCAGUGGAGAAUCGGUGUUGGAAUGGCAUUUUCUUUCAUUUGUUGCAGAUUUGCCUACAAAAAUGCAGAUUUGGUCAACACACAGCCAAGUAUGCAUAUGGAUAUUUUUAGCCUAACUCCACAAUUUCUCUUGUUGGGAAUUAUGAAAGGACUUUCUGAAAGAGGGCUUCAAAGUUUCUAUCGUUCUCUGCUUUCUGAAUCUCUAAGGGACUACAGGACACCAUUUGGAGAAUGUGUGAUGGGCAUCGGAAAGUUUCUGAGUACACUUUGUAUCCUCAUUUUCAAAAGCUGGUUUGGGCAUGAUACAGAUUCAAGUCGAAUGGACAAUUAUUAUACGAUACUGACCAUUCUAAGUUUUGCUUGCUUCCUAAUUUACUGGGUUGCGCUUGCGCACUGUUAUGGAGAUGCACCUCAAGAAGUAGACUGUGAACAACCAAUAGAACACAAGACAGUUUAG
Molecule: messenger RNA, 459 nt
Organism: Fraxinus pennsylvanica
Lineage: Eukaryota; Viridiplantae; Streptophyta; Magnoliopsida; Lamiales; Oleaceae
Source: the annotation of a GenBank genome assembly